Molecule: messenger RNA, 1545 nt
Organism: Purpureocillium lilacinum
Lineage: Eukaryota; Fungi; Ascomycota; Sordariomycetes; Hypocreales; Ophiocordycipitaceae
Product: RNA polymerase II C-terminal domain kinase beta subunit
Biological process (GO): positive regulation of DNA-templated transcription, elongation; regulation of transcription by RNA polymerase II
Cellular component (GO): nucleus; cyclin/CDK positive transcription elongation factor complex
Molecular function (GO): cyclin-dependent protein serine/threonine kinase activator activity
Source: RefSeq, a predicted model, not a curated record
AUGUCUCCCUCGACUGCAGAUGCGCCCACGGCUAACGGCGGUGCCGGCGCGGCACCGGCACCGUCGUCGUCCGCGCGCGUCGGCCCCCAUCCCGGCUUCAUCUCGAGCUCCAACCAGUACAGCUCCGAGGUCAAGAUCCGGCGCAUGCUCAAGGACAACGGCUGCGACCCCGCGCGGGAGGAUAACUACCGCCUGCAGGGCGUGCAGCUCAUCGACAACGUCCGACAGCACCUCCAGCUCCCCGUGAGGACCUUUGACACGGCAUGCACCUACUUCCACAAGUUCCGCCUCAACUUCCGCGACGCAGAGUACAACUACCAGGAUGCCGCGCUGGCGUCCCUCUUCGUCGCCUGCAAGGUCGAGGACACCAUCAAGAAGUCGCGCGACAUCCUCGCCGCCGCCUACAACGUCAAGAACCCGGACAAGACGGUCGCCCCUGAUGACAAGAUCUUCGAGUCCACUAGCAAGGUCAUCAUCGGCCUCGAGCGCCUCAUCCUCGAGACCAUCGGCUUCGACUUUCGGACCCGCUACCCGCAGAAGCUCCUCGUCAAGGUCGUCCGUCGCGUCCUCUGCGGCGGAGGCGCAUCCUCGCCCUCGUCCUCCGCCGCGGCGCGCGACUUCUUCGCCACCGCCUACGCCAUGUGCACCGACAUGUACAAGACCUUUGUCCCCAUUAAGCGCACCACCUUUACCAUGGUCAUGGCCGUCGUCGAGCUCACCGCCCGCAUGCGCGCCCACGGCCCCGCCACCGCCGCCGACGACGCCGACAAGCUCGCCCGCGAGAGCGUCGUCGACCGCGUCCGCGAGUUCGCCGCCGCCCGCCCCAAGGGGCAGUACAGCCGCGACGCCGUCGCCGAGACCAUGCUCGACCUGCUGGACCUCUACGUCCAGCACCACAAGGCCACCAAGAUCGGCGCCCUCUUCGACCUCAACACCUUCAUCGACAUCAAGAUCCGCCUCAACGGCGACCUCGACGCCGCCGCCGCCCCGCGCUACCUCUACCACUGCACAAAGUGCGAGGUCGCCGACGCCAACCCCCUCGUCCCCGUCUCCGCCAUGGCCUCGCCCACGGUCCCCAGCGCGCCGUCCGCCGCCAGCACUAACGGCAACGGCGCCGGCGCCCGCAGCAGAGGGAACGGUGGCGGUAAAGCAGGCGUCGUCGCCACCGUCGCCCCCGUAUGGCCUCCCGACGCCGUUGUGAGGCGCACUGCGCGCGGACAGGACGGCACCAUGCGCUUCGUCUUCGACCCGGAGGCCGCGCGCCAGGAGCAGGACACCUCGGCGCGCUACUUCAACGAGGAGUUUGAGGAGCACGAGGUCGAGGUCGAGGAGCCUGUGCCCCCGCCGCCGCCACCACAGCACCCCCAGCAGCAGCCACCCUCGGAACCCCAACGGGACAGGGAGGCCGCUGCGGCGGGCGGCGGGCGUGGGGGCGGGCCCUACAGAGGCGGUUAUAGGGAUCGCGGCGGGGACUACAGGAGAGGCCCGUAUGGAGGAUAUAGAGGAGACAGGGGCGGCUAUCGGGGUAGAGGCCGUUAUCACUGA